This is a messenger RNA of Caenorhabditis remanei, 1095 nucleotides long. RefSeq lists its product as uncharacterized. The record is from RefSeq and is a predicted model, not a curated record. Gene Ontology annotation, molecular function: zinc ion binding; sequence-specific DNA binding; DNA-binding transcription factor activity. Bases 1 to 1095 code for a protein of 364 amino acids. The transcript has 7 exons. NCBI's taxonomy places the organism in Eukaryota, Metazoa, Nematoda, Chromadorea, Rhabditida, Rhabditidae. Gene Ontology annotation, biological process: regulation of DNA-templated transcription.
AUGCAGGUCAUGUCAAAGUCGACUGUCAGCUGUUCCGUAUGCAACUGCCCAUCAGCUAGCUUUCAUUUUGGUGCAAUCGUCUGCAGGGCUUGUGCUGCCUUUUUCAGGAGAUAUGUGAACAGGAAGAAGAUGAUGGUAGUGUGUAGUUGUGAUAAAGAGAAAGAUAGUCGGUAUCCCUGCAGGCUUUGUCGACUUGAGAAAUGUAUUGCUGCCGGAAUGCAAAAAUCAAAAGUUCAAGCCCCACGAGAUUCGAACUUUCAGUUCAAUAACAGAAUGAUCGAGGAUAGACAAUCAACCUCCUCCUCUUCACCUGAAACGUUUUCUAGAAUUGAGUACGGAAUCAGGUCUCGAAAUAUGGACGUAAUCAACUUGAUCGCAAGACACUACCGUAAUCUGGAAGACACUCGAGCCUCGAUAUUCAGCAGAGAUGUCAAAAGAGAAGUGAAUGUUUAUGAGUUUUCAUUAGAAUUGAAAACAGAUACAAAGUUUAUUUGGAAAUUGUGUGAGACUACUUUCCCAGAAUUCGAUAGAUUGUGUCCACAAGAUAAAAAAAUAAUAUUCUACAAUUUUUACACGAAAUGGAGUGUUCUGGAGAUAGCAAUGCUUGCGGUCAAAUUCAAUGACCCCUAUAAUUUCUACACUCCAUUGGGUUCAUCUGCUAAACCAAUAACUGAUUUUUAUGGAACAACUGUGAAAGAGAAGGAGGUUUUGGAUGGAAAUGGAAUAAAACAAAUAUUCGGUCCGAUUUGGAGUUAUUAUAUUCAAAAUGUUACCAAUCCGUUGUUGGCAUUAAAGUUUGGAGAGAUGGAAAAUAUGGCAUUGUUUGGAAUUAUGUUGUGGGACCCUGCAUAUACCAAUAUCAACGAGGAACUGUCAGAAGUAUGUCAAGCAAUGCGGAAGAUUAUCUUGCGAGAAUUGACUGUUUACUUUGAAGACAAUCAGGCAGAUGCUUUCAGAUUUUUCGAGACUUUAGAUGUAUUGAGAUUAAUCGAGAGAGCCGAGCACAAGUGUCAAGAAGAGAUUGAAUUGUGCGGAGUUUACAAUUUCGAAGUGGAUGAGGAUAUGAGAAAUAUUGUCAUGUGGGAUAAAUACUAA